Molecule: messenger RNA, 1165 nt
Organism: Drosophila simulans
Lineage: Eukaryota; Metazoa; Arthropoda; Insecta; Diptera; Drosophilidae
Gene: yip3
Exons: 3
Coding region: 491-1072 (193 amino acids)
Cellular component (GO): proteasome core complex
Source: RefSeq, a predicted model, not a curated record
UGUGUCUUUAAAUUGAUAGGCUCGUUAAACUAUCCCCCUUGCCGAGGCCUUCUGGUCUUGACUUCGCCAACUGGUUGGAUCUAUUUUUAGGGCCAGCUCCCUUGCGGAGGAGCAGGUGCAGCUGCCUCGACACUCCGCGCAUAGACGCGUUUCUUGGCCAGUGCCAACCAGUUGGCGAGACCCCAUCAUCAUCAUCAUCGCCAUCGCCAUCUGAAGAUCGCCAUCCGGCGUAGGUGACGGACAGCCUCGGGCUGCCAAUAUCGCUUACUUCCAGACAAUGGAUAGCCACGCUUCUGGGCCACACAGGCGCUGACAAUUAGUUGGCCUUAAUCUACUUGAGCAAAUAUUAGUUUUGAAAGCCACACGAGAUCUUUGCACCCAGCUCAAAUUUAUUAUAUAGUUCCCAAGCCCUUUUAAGGUUUUAAAUAAUCUUUGCAGCUCAUUUAACUGGCACUUUUCUGCUCGAACGCUUUUGGGAGUCUAUUUCAAAAUGAUGGAAUAUGAAAGUUCUAUGUCGAUCGAAGGCAACAUCGUGGGUCUUAAAAGUACCAACGCCGUGAUACUGGCCACUGACUCGAAUGAAUACGAAAUGUAUCUGAUAGAUGACCGCAUUUACUGCUGCGCACCUCGUUCCGGCAUCGAUCGGAAAAUAGUUCUGGAAGUGAGUUCAAAGGUGGAACAACUGGUCCGGGAUCGCGGGCAGACGGUGACCGUGUCCCAGGUGCGGGACAUGUUUUGCGACAAGUACCAGAACGCCGAAUCCCCGAAUGUCCUGAUAGCUGGGCAGGACAGCAAGGGUCUCCACUUAUUCAGCAUGGAGUCUGGGAAGUCCCGCAUGGUGAUAUAUGCCGCAAAGGGCACAGAUGCGGAGAACAUUGUGGGCAUUCUGUCGCACGACUGGAGUGACUUCAUAAACCUCAGCGAGGCUGAACAUCUGGCCAGGAAAGCGCUUAUGUGUGAGGACGCGGAAAUGUGCACCAUCUAUAGGGCUAAAGAAAUCGAGGAACAAGGCGCCAACAUGGACUUCAAUAUGGACGUCGACCCCUCUGUAUCGCCGGCCAGCAGUUUCUAGAUCCUCCUACUAACUACAUGUAAUAGUUAAUCGUAUCAUUUCGAUUCACGUUGAUAUAAAUAAAUGGUGGCUGCUCCACUGCCCACCCUGUAA